Messenger RNA from Histoplasma mississippiense, 264 nucleotides. RefSeq lists its product with no specific name. Bases 1 to 264 code for a protein of 87 amino acids. The transcript is spliced from 3 exons. NCBI's taxonomy places the organism in Eukaryota, Fungi, Ascomycota, Eurotiomycetes, Onygenales, Ajellomycetaceae. The record is from RefSeq and is a predicted model, not a curated record.
AUGAGCACCCGAACAACUCGAACUCGUAAGAUCGAGGAAUCAGAGACCGACCCAGUGGACAGUAGAGGCGGCAGUGGUUCAAGUUCUGCCACAGAAAAGAACGAUAGCAGUGACCAAGGAACAACCAUUCCCGAGAGGGUCCAGCAGCAGAGCUCUGUUGAGUCUCGGGACAACAUCUCCCUGAGCUCUACUGGCUCAACGGGACCAACAUCUCCAGUGCAGGCAACACCCAUUUGGGAAUUGGCAGCUCAUGGUUCUGUUUAG